Molecule: messenger RNA, 658 nt
Organism: Lonchura striata (white-rumped munia)
Lineage: Eukaryota; Metazoa; Chordata; Aves; Passeriformes; Estrildidae
Gene: WFDC2
Product: WAP four-disulfide core domain 2
Biological process (GO): innate immune response; antibacterial humoral response
Cellular component (GO): extracellular region
Molecular function (GO): serine-type endopeptidase inhibitor activity
Source: RefSeq, a predicted model, not a curated record
GGCCCUUGGGAGCCACCCGGAAGGCCGAGCCCGCCGGCCCCACCUGGAGAGGAGCUUAAAGGCCGGCCGGGCGGGCACAGCGCAGCCGGUUCCUGCACCAUGCCCGCGGCCCGCAGCGUCCUCAUCUUGGCGGGGCUCCUGGCUCUCUGGGCAGAGCUGCCGGCAGCAUCCGCCCAGAAUGACACCACAAAAGCCGGCGUGUGCCCGAGCCCGGCGGUGGAUGCGGUGAACUGCACGGUGGGGUGCCAGUCCGAUGGCGACUGCGAGAGCACCCUCAAGUGCUGCCCGGCAGCCUGCGGCAAGGCCUGCCAGAAGCCUGACGAGAAGCCUGGCACCUGCCCACCCGUGAACCCGGGCAUCCCCAUGCUGGGCGUCUGCGCCAACCAGUGCAAGACCGAUGCCAACUGCUCCGGGGUCCAGAAGUGUUGCAGGAAUGGCUGUGGCAAGGUCUCCUGUGUGACACCCAUCCAUUGAGGUGCAGCCGUCUCCUGCCAGCCCAGCCACAGGGAAGCUGCUGCCCGAUGCCCAUCCCACAUGCCCUGGACGUGGCCCUGCACCAUCCCCCUGGCUUGGAGCCUUCAGCCUCAGUUUUCUCCCUGAGGUUCUCUGCUCAGGGCAAACCCCCUGCACUCUCUCCAAUAAAGCAGCUUCUCCCUGA